Platichthys flesus (European flounder) is the source of this 7171-nucleotide messenger RNA. RefSeq names its product membrane-associated guanylate kinase, WW and PDZ domain-containing protein 2-like. NCBI's taxonomy places the organism in Eukaryota, Metazoa, Chordata, Actinopteri, Pleuronectiformes, Pleuronectidae. Gene Ontology annotation, molecular function: SMAD binding; signaling receptor complex adaptor activity; type II activin receptor binding. Gene Ontology annotation, cellular component: cytoplasm; dendrite. Gene Ontology annotation, biological process: signal transduction; receptor clustering. The record is from RefSeq and is a predicted model, not a curated record. The transcript is spliced from 22 exons. Bases 202 to 4800 code for a protein of 1532 amino acids.
CCGCGCCGUACCGCAGCCCUCCGUCCGUCCGACCGCGCGGCUCGCCGAGCGGACUCUGCGCCUGGCGUGCGCCGCCGAUGGUGAUGGAGCCACGGGCGCCGUGAAGCUGCAGCCGGUCGGUCGCCAACAAAGGCUGGGACGAGAUGAAAUGGUAGGAGGCGUUUGUAUGGGCUAGCCCGUGGAGAUCAACUCGCCCUAACCAUGUCGAAGAGCCUCAAGAAGAAGAACCACUGGACCAACAAAGUCCACGAAGCGGUGGUGACGCGGGGGAAGGACGGGGAGCUGGGGUUCGAGCUGAAGGGGGGCGCGGAAAUCGGCCAGUUCCCCCACUUCGGCGAGGUGAAGCAGGGGAAGGGGCAGAUCCAGAGCGGCAAGCUGGCCCAGGACGAGCUGCUGCUGGAGGUCAACGACAUGCCGGUGGCCGGGCUCACCACCCGGGACGUGACGGCGGUGAUCAAGCACUGCAAGGACCCGGUCCGCUUCAAGUGUGUCAAACAAGGGGGAGUGGUUGACAAGGAUUUGCGGCACUACCUCAACCUGCGCUUCUCCAAGGGCUCAGUGGACCACGACCACCAGCAGAUCAUCAGAGACAACCUCUACCUCCGCACCGUUCCCUGUACCACCAGGCAGCCUAAGGAGGGGGAGGUGCCGGGGGUGGACUACAACUUCGUGAGUGUGGAGCGUUUUAUGGAACUGGAGCAAAGUGGAGCCCUGCUAGAGAGUGGAACCUAUGAAGAUAACUUCUACGGCACACCAAAACCUCCAGCCGAGCCGUCCCCUGCAGCCCCUCCUCUGAAUGUGAGUGAGGCCCUGCUGCCCGGAGCCCGGCCCAGCGCCCAGGGCAAGAGGAAGAGGAACCAGUCAGUCAGCAACAUGGAGCAACGCGCCAGCCUGGAGCCGCCCGAGGAGGAGGAAGAGGAGAGCCCGAUAGUCAAUGGCAAUGGGGUGGCCAUCACACCAGAGUCCAGUGAACACGAGGACAAGAGCACAGAUGCCUCUGGGGAGGUUGCUGUUGAGGUCUCCAGCCAGGCCCCCGCCUCCGCUGAGCCCCCCACCGAAGAAGAGGAAGAAGAAGAAGAAGAUGAAGAGGCUCCAAAAUCUCCUUCCAAAUCCCCCAUCAAAGUCCCAGAUGCCGAUGAGGAAGAGCUCGGUCCUCUGCCUGACAACUGGGAGAUGGCCUACACUGAGAAGGGGGAGGUCUACUUCAUUGAUCACAACACCAAAACAACAUCAUGGCUUGAUCCUCGGCUCGCUAAGAAAGCGAAGCCACCAGAAGAAUGCAGGGAAGACGAGCUGCCCUAUGGCUGGGAGAAGAUAGAUGACCCCAUCUAUGGCAGCUACUAUGUAGAUCACAUCAAUCGAAGGACUCAGUUCGAGAACCCAGUCCUCGAAGCAAAGAGACGCCUGGAGCAGCAGCAACAGAUGCAGAGCCAGGGACUGUCCGCUCUACCUUUGCCCACUAUAUACAGAGAGAAGCCGUUAUUUACAAGAGACCCGACUCAACUGAAGGGCACCUUCCUGUCCACCGGCCUGCAGAAGAGCAACAUGGGAUUUGGCUUCACGAUCAUCGGAGGCGACGAGCCGGACGAGUUCCUGCAGGUGAAGAGUGUGAUACCAGAUGGACCUGCCGCUCAGGAUGGAAAGAUGGACACAGGUGACGUCAUCGUCUACAUUAAUGACAUCUGUGUGCUCGGCACCACGCACGCCGACGUGGUCAAACUGUUUCAGUCGGUGCCGAUUGGUCAGAGUGUGACCCUUGUGCUCUGUCGAGGAUAUCCUCUGCCUUUCGACCCCGAGGACCCCAAUGCAGCCGCGAGCGCCUCCCUGACACCCAUUGGCCUGGAGCACCGCCCCCUGGUGGUGAACGGCCGCGGCAGCUACGACCCGUACCUGGAGUACCUGUCCCUGAGCUCCCAGCUGCCUCCGCAGGCUCUGGCCCAGGCUGGGCAUCACCCCGGGGACACGCAUCUAGACGGCUCCUCCCUGCCGCCCACCACGCCCGGCUCAGCCUCGGCGCUCACGCCUCACGAAGACAACGUGUCCAUGGCCUCCUCGGGAACUGCAGGGGUUGCCGGGGCAACUGCACAAGGGGCAGAGCUACUGACGGUUACUAUGGUGAAAGGAGCGGAAGGAUUUGGGUUCACUAUUGCUGACAGUUCCACUGGUCAACGAGUGAAACAGGUGCUGGACCCGGGCUCCCAGGCAGCGUCGGGGCUGAUAGAGGGAGACCUGAUCCUGGAGGUGAACCAGCAGCCGGUGGCCUCAGCCGGACACGGGCGAGUGGUGGAGAUGCUGAAAGAGUGUCCUGUGGGAGCCGAGGCAACGCUCCUCAUACAGAGAGGAACAGGCCACAUCUCUCCAUGGAAGGCGUCCAAACAGUUGACAGACCAGUGGGACCCACAUGGCAGCCCACAGGCGAGCUUGUCCGGUCAGCUCUUGCCGCCUGGCACUUCGUUCCCGAACCAGCCGCAGCACCGCACCUCUGUGCCUGAUUCAACCGAAGGCUUCGACCUCAGCAAACCUGACCCUUAUGACCUUUAUGAGAAGUCGAGAGCCAUCUACGAGAGCCGGCGUCCAGAGUAUGAGGAGGUGGAGGUGCACCUGCUGAGGGAGAAGACCGGGUUCGGCUUCCGUAUCCUGGGGGGAGACGAGGCCGUGCAGGCUAUUGUUAUCGGCGCCAUCAUAGAGAACACGCCCGCUGAGCGCGAUGGGCGGCUUCAACCCGGGGACGAGCUCAUCUCUGUGGAUAAAAACGUGGUUGCUGGGAAACCGCACAAAUACGUGAUAGACCUGAUGCACGCGGCUGCUCGCAACGGUCAAGUCAGCUUGACUGUGAGGAGGAGAGUGCAAAUGCCUGGUGAACUGUGUCCUGUGAACGGCCGCAGCCCCGGCUCAGUGUCGACCCAACACAGCUCCCCACGCAGCGACGCCGCCUCGGCCUCGGGCCCUCCAGCCAUCGUUGCCCCCGCUGCCACCUCUCCUCCAGAGGGAUCCGGGCUGCAAACCAGUGAUGUGGUUAUUCACCGCAAGGAGAACGAGGGCUUCGGCUUCGUCAUCAUCAGCUCCCUGAACAGACCGGAGAACGCCGCUGUCAUCACUGUGCCUCAUAAAAUAGGACGAAUCAUCGAGGGCAGCCCGGCAGACCGAUGCGGGAAGCUGAAGGUGGGCGACCGGAUCCUGGCUGUGAACGGACAGUCCAUCAUCAGCAUGCCUCACGCAGAUAUCGUCAAGCUCAUCAAAGACGCUGGGCUAACGGUCACGCUGCACAUCAUUCCAGAGGAGGGUUCUCAUUCUGGCCCCGGCUCAGAGAAGCAGAGCCCAAUGACCCAGAAACACAGCCCUCAGACCCAGCCCAGCCCUGUAGCCCUGCCAAGCCAAGGAAGCCUCCAGCCCAGCCAAACAGCUCCCCAGCCGGGCCAGACGGCCACGCAGCCAGGUCAGGCACCUGUCCAGUCCGGCCAGACACUCACUCAGACAAGUCAGGCAGCGACGGGCCCUCCCGCGCCCGCAGCCUCCCAGCCCGCACCAGCUGGAUCCCAGCAGAGCCCGGUCAGCCAGCCCUCCGGCCUCCCUCCACAGCUCUACCUCCACGACGGCAGGUCAGAGGUAAAAGCCAGACAGGAUGUCAAACCUGACUUCCGCCAUCCUCCGUUCACUGAUUACAGGCAACCUCCGGUAGAUUACCGCCACCCACCGGUUACCGAUUAUCGACAGCCUCCCACCCUGGACUACCGACACCCGCCUGGUCUGCUGGACUUUAGACCACAUCCCGCCGCAGCACAGUUCCCCCUGGGGCUCCCUGCUGACUUCAGACCCCAGGACUACGAUUACUUCACAGUGGAGCUGGAGAAAUGUGCCAAAGGUUUCGGCUUCAGUAUCCGCGGAGGCAGAGAGUACAAGAUGGACCUGUUUGUGUUGCGCCUUGCUGAAGACGGUCCUGCCAUACGUAAUGGAAGGAUGAGGGUGGGGGAUCAGAUCAUAGAGAUUAACGGGGACAGCACUCGAGACAUGACUCAUGCCCGAGCCAUUGAACUCAUCAAGGCGGGAGGCCGGCGGGUCAGGCUGCUGUUAAAGAGAGGCACGGGACAGGUGCCAGAUUAUGCAGACUCUACCAACCCCUGGGAUUCCCUUUCUACAGCCCACUCUGCCCUGCAGGAAGUGACCCUCGAGCCCCACCCGAUUCCAUUGCUCUCAUCCCAUCCAGCCUCAGCCCCAGACUCCCCCCAUCAACUCCUCCUAGAGGCCACAGUUUGCAUGGCAGAGAAAGCUCCACAGCUGACAGACCACUGCUCCAUUAGAGGGGCUACAGGUGGCAGGUCCACCCAGCAGAGGGGCAUCAUCAGGGGGCAGGGAGCCCCUCAGGGGUCUGGAGAGGUGGACGGUGGACUGGUUGACAGACAGCCUCGGGCAUUGCCUCCUAAAGCUGUCCUGGGGAGGUCCGUCGAAAGACGAGAGAGGCCGAAGGAGACGUGCUCCCCCUGCUGUGAGAGAAAGGGCCUGCACACACAGGCCAUGAGCACUGUCUGGCCCUGGGACGCAUAUGUGAGUGUGAAUUCAAACGGAGCCUCUCUGGCAAGUGGAGAUGGACAUGUCAACCUCCAGGAGAGGCCGGUGUCUCGAGGUCUGUACCUCAGAGAGGAGGAGAGGGCCGGUGGUCACAGUGGGCUCUGCUGCCCCUCGAAAACUGUGGAGGAUCCUCCUGCGAGGAGUGCAGCUGCCUCCCCCGGACCCUGGAACAUUCCCGGGUCUGAUAAACUGCCUGGCACCCUGAGGUCCUGGACCUCCACUGUAAGCAGGUAGAAAGGAUCUAGCUGGUUUGAACUGGAUCACACUGUCUGGCUCCUCAUUCAGUUCACCAUCAGAUAUCUGAGAACAAGUGUAAAUCUCCCUCACUCCCUCGUUCUGUUCGGUUUUCUUCUCCAUUUACUUCUGAAAUCAUACUUUGUUUUGUUCUUACCAGAUGAUUAUUACACCCGCCACCUUAAAAAACAGACAAAUGUUCACAGCUAUUGUGACAUAGAGUAUAAACCCUGAUGGACUCGAUAUGAAGACAUUUUAGACCCUCGGCUGCCAGAGUUUAUGCUUUGAUCCCAGACGGAGAGAUGAUGUCUGAGUUAACAGACUUUUACCGCUCAACGGAAUCUGGCUCACAUCGGUUAGUGCACCAUAACCCCCUAUGGAAAAAGGUUGGUCUCCGGGGAGAGACAUAUGUGCAUCCAAGAGGUUUACUUGUGCUCCAUUUUCUCUGUGCAGUGGCAAGAAAUGAGACGACAAAUGUGUCAGAGGGAGGAAGUGACACUGAAACUCCUGGAGGACAUGGCACUGACCCAUGUGGUUAACCCGACAUAUGUUAAGAUCUCACACGCCUACCUAUAUAUCAUAUACUGUAAAUGUAAAGAUGUGAUAAAUAUGUACAUUUGGUUAACUUCAAAACGAACCUGUCUGUGUUUUUCAAGGCAGUGUUGUAGUUAGAAAAAACAAAAAAACACAGGACAGUAUUUUAGGAUCAAUAUUUCCGCGGCCCUGCUAUGACUACAUAUCAAAGACUGUGACAGUCACCAAACUGCUGAGGGAGGCAGUGGUCAUGUGCAUGGAUGUAAACCACCAUGUCCUAACACAUGUCUUCUAGAGGUAGAACAUCGGGAGGACAUCCUCUGUGGAGCCGAACAGUCGCUUCUCGUGUGAGACAUUCUUUCUUUUUUUUCAUUAAACUCAACUUCUGGGUGACUGACGCCAGUUGGCUUAGUAAGAACUCAUCAUACUGUUCUGAGUGAUGUACACAACCAGAUCACAAGUCAACCAUGCAGUCAUUGUGCAGAAUUUCGAAGCUGUGCCGUCUUCAUUUGAUGCUCAACAGGAAAGAGAAAAAAAACUGUCCCGUCUAUAAUUCCCAUUUCUAUGCCUUUUACUGUGCUAAGUGCACCACAUCACUGUGGGAGAGGGGCAUCGGUGCGGGCAGGAGGAGGCCGAUGGUUACGAGGUGGGGCGGAGUGCCUUACUCAAACUAAUGCAGAGCUGUAGGGAUUUGUUUUGUUCUGGGAACCGAAUGCAAAACAGAUGUUAGUGACCACGCACACACAUAUCAGCAGCCCGUUGAGUUGUGGGGCCUGUUUCCUUCGGACUUAACACCGAGCAGUAUCUGCAGUUAUCUUGAUGCACUCUCAGCUUUAUAGCGAAUCAAAGUCUACGAUUGCCCUCGUCCCCCCCUGGUUUCGAAAGAGGGGAAACGAUGUAGCCUGUAGCAUUACACCCUCUUCUCGGAGAGUAAACCUGGGAGAGUCGAGCCGUGAACGUUAUUCCAGACAGGGUUAUUAUCUAAGUGGACCGUGGUUUCUGUUGUGUGUUAAUUACAGCUUUAUUUGUCUGUUCCACACACACACACACGCAGGAAGCGGCGAUUUUCCGUGAAACAUACAUUUAUUGAGACAUCCGUCGAGUCGAAGGCAUGCUGCUAUUAAACCACAGAUCAAGUCACCAUCCUCCUGCAUUUAUCUCAAUUUUGAUAUUGUUUGUUUGCUCUCAUUCAAAAUCAAUCACCACCGUUUUUUUAGUACUGAAGGAAAUAUAAGUUUAAAAAGAAGAAAUUAUAAGCAUCGUUAAAAGUGGGACCGAAUGACAACAGAUCCGAGACGUUUGCGUUUGGAUCUGGAACUCGAGCACGAACCCUGUGCCUAAAGAGUCGUCCCAGUGUCUUCUGGGUAAAAAGUCCUCUGGAUGUUGGUGAGCUGACUGGACAGGUUGAAUACACCUGUGGUUCAGGUUAGCGAUUAGCAUGGGACCCGCCAUGAGGCCGUAGGAAGGUGUUCAGUGUAUGUAGGUGAGAGAUUAUGUCAUCCAGCCCCCGCCCCCCCCCCCCUGCCUGCUGUGAGUGAUUUUGUAAACAGAAACAAAACAAAAAAAAUGCUUUAUCUGAACCCGUGAAGGAUGGCACGUUCAUAAAUCCCCAUUGAGAUCAAGUAUAACUGUGUAGUGUUAAUUGUGUACUAUUCACCUUGUACAGCUGUAUUCCUACAAAUAUGGUUUACUGUAUCAUUGAUACUGUAGUUUCAAAGACGUGAACAACUAUUUUUAUGAAAUGCGACAGUACUGAUAUAUUACAUUUUGCUAAAAAAUAAAAAAACUUGUUUACUGAAAGAUAUUCUGAAAUACUGUCAAAUAAACUCUUGACAUG